Molecule: messenger RNA, 1573 nt
Organism: Culicoides brevitarsis
Lineage: Eukaryota; Metazoa; Arthropoda; Insecta; Diptera; Ceratopogonidae
Product: probable cytochrome P450 28a5
Exons: 4
Coding region: 19-1530 (503 amino acids)
Molecular function (GO): oxidoreductase activity, acting on paired donors, with incorporation or reduction of molecular oxygen; heme binding; iron ion binding
Source: RefSeq, a predicted model, not a curated record
ACCAGAAGUUUAUUCAAAAUGUUGGUGUUUUUUGCGCUUCUCGUCGUUUUGGGAAGUCUCGCUUACUAUUAUUUAACUCACAACUACGAUUAUUGGAAGAAACGAGGAAUUGUAUGCCCCGAACCAAAACUUUUUGUGGGAAAUUUGCCGAGCACUUAUAAUAGAAAAGUUCAUAUCGUCGACGAAUUGACUGAAAUCUACAAAACUUACAAAGGCAAAGAAAGCGUUGUUGGUCUCUUCCGUGGCGUUUGUCCAGAACUCUUGAUUUUGGAUCCGGAAAUUGCUCGAAAUUUGAGCACAACGAAUUUCAAAAAUUUUGCCAAUCAAGGAAAUGUUUUUGGAACGAUCGACAAAGAAAGUGAUCCACUUGCUGGUAGAAAUCCAUUUUUCUUGAAAGGUGAAGAAUGGAAGGAAAAACGUUCGGAAAUUAUUCCAGCUUUUUCCAGCGGAAGAAUGAAGGCACUUUUUCCCGUCAUGGAAGCAGUUGCCGAUAAAAUGAAGAAUUACAUCGAAAACCAAAUGGAAACGAGUGAAUAUAUUGAAACACGUGAGUUGUGUGGCAAAUACACGACAGAUGUUGUUUGUAAUUCAAUCUACGGCGUCGACUCCGGAGCACUUUCUGGACAACAAUCAGAACUUCGUGACAUUGCUCGUAACGUUUUUUCACCCACGUGGCGUUUUUACGUAACCGCUGUGCUUGGACCUGCUUUGCCUUUUAUCACAAAAAUCUUCAAAUUUCGAUUUGUACCUGAAAAAUACGAAAAAUUCCUCACAAAUUUACUAAAAGAGACGAUUUCGUAUCGCAAGGAGAACAAUAUCGAACGUCAGGAUUUUGUCGAUUACCUCAUUCAUUUGCGAGAAAAGAAGGGACUUGACGACGUUGAGGUUAUGGCACACACAAUUACGUUCUUCUUUGAUGGCGUCGAGACGUCUAGCAUUACGUUAUCGCAUGUCUUCUACGAAUUGGCGAAAAAUAAGCAAUUUCAGCAAAAAUUACGAGACAUGAUGAACGAAAUUAAGAAAAAUGACGGAACUUUCGAGUAUGACGCUGUAAUGCAUCACGAAUAUUUGGAACAAGUGAUCGUUGAAACGCUUCGUUUGCAUCCCGUUAUACCGAGAUUGACGCGCGAAUGUUCGGAAGACUUUGACUUGGAGUUGGCAGAUGGCAAAAAAUUGCAUAUCGAAAAAGGAACGAAUGUCGGAUGGCCUAUGAUUGAUUUCCAACAAGAUCCGGAGUAUUAUGGACCGACAGCUAAAGACUUUGAUCCAGAUCGUUUCAAUGAGGAAAAUGGCGGAAUGAAGCAAUUUAAGGAUAAAGGAGUUCUUUUUCCAUUCGGCGACGGACCUCGAGUCUGUUUGGGACAGAGAUUCGCUCAAACUCAGAUGAAAUGUUGCAUCGCUCAUAUCGUGACGAGCUUCGAUAUUUCUGUAAGUGAAAAAAUGCCGAAGAAUCCUGUCUUGAAUCCAGCUGAAAUUACACUCACUUACCAUGGAGGCAUCUUAUUGAAGUUCAAACCAAUCAAAAAUUAAAUUUUUAACAGUAAAUAUAUAUUUUUUUUGUAUUUUCACAGCA